UUUGAAUGUGACUUUGAUUCGUGAUAAACAUCCCAAAAUGCCUACACGACAUGGUAACCUCAUUACCGAGCUGGAAGAGCCGGGUUAUUGCUACCUGCAUUGGUUUCAUCAAGUACAACUUCAGUCACAGUUUCAACCCGAGAAUUGGCGAAACGAGGUCACUACAAAACUUGGGAAGUACCCGACGAUAACCGAUGCUCUAGAUGUUUUAUUCGCAUACUCGGAUAAAGUAACUUACAUGAUUUCAAUCCCGAGGAAGGUGCAACAUAUCCGUCCUGUUUAUCACAUUGAUUUAACCGCAGAGAAGAUUACACUAAACCAUGCUAUUAAAAUCUUCAGCGGUGACAUGACUCCUAUUGGGGGUACCGAACCACCUGUAUAUAUCAAUACGGUUAAUAAUCAACGUUCUCUUAAAAUUAUUCGAAAGAAUUAUUUGCAUGCAACUUUAUGUAAUAUAAAAGUCCUAUUUUUGCAAUAUAAAGCUAGUAAAUAUUAUUGAUAACGCUAAUAGGUAAAAGUAACUUAAAAGUAUAAAAGUGAUCGGUGUAACUUGUUCUUGCAAAGAAAGGACAAGGGUUAGGUUAAUAUUCUGAUGUUGUAACAAAACCAUUCAUGAUUUAUUAUUUUCUAAAAACUUAUUUACAUACCCUUUAUUCUUUACAAUUGAAUGUCAAUUUUUAUCUAGAAACAUUGUAUAUUUCUGCAUCAUUUGUUGUCUAAUGCUUGAAAUUGUACUACUGUUACAUUUUCUACAUAAUAUAUGCAAAGUUGGCUGUG
Messenger RNA from Orussus abietinus, 777 nucleotides. RefSeq lists its product as uncharacterized. The transcript has 2 exons. The record is from RefSeq and is a predicted model, not a curated record. Lineage: Eukaryota; Metazoa; Arthropoda; Insecta; Hymenoptera; Orussidae. The coding region runs from base 38 to 499 and encodes 153 amino acids.